This is a messenger RNA of Poecilia latipinna (sailfin molly), 2391 nucleotides long. Its product is annotated as pseudouridine-metabolizing bifunctional protein C1861.05. NCBI's taxonomy places the organism in Eukaryota, Metazoa, Chordata, Actinopteri, Cyprinodontiformes, Poeciliidae. The coding region runs from base 141 to 2240 and encodes 699 amino acids. The transcript is spliced from 19 exons. Gene Ontology annotation, molecular function: pseudouridylate synthase activity; hydrolase activity, acting on glycosyl bonds; kinase activity. The record is from RefSeq and is a predicted model, not a curated record. Gene Ontology annotation, cellular component: cytoplasm.
AAAAAAAGCCUCACAAUGGCUGAAUAGGAUCUGUACCCUGUAGUGGUAAACCAGCUUUGAGAGGUGGGAAAUGACUUGCAAGCAAAGGUCUAUGUUUACUCUUUGAGAACCUGAGGUUUUAUCACAAAAAUCUCAGCAGAAUGAGGGUCCUGAAGAGAGCCUUCCAGUUCAUCCUCAGAAGAGAAGUGAGGCUCUAUCAAAACCCUGCGAGGGUCAAAGAUUUCCACUUCAGAGUUCAUCCGUCUGUGUCUCAAGCUGUGGCGCAAAACAAGCCGGUGGUUGCACUGGAGAGCACAAUUAUCACCCAUGGCAUGCCCUACCCACACAACCUGAGCACUGCAAACGAGGUCGAGGCCAUUGUGCGAGCCGAAGGAGCCACUCCCGCCACGAUCGGCGUCGUUGAAGGGGAAAUCUGCGUCGGAUUGACAUCAUACGAGCUUGACCGUCUCGCUCGAUCCAAAAGCCCCCUGAAGGUGUCUCGACGGGAUCUGCCUUAUGCCGUCGGCAAAGGUCUCUCCGGGGGAACGACGGUCUCAGCCACAAUGAUUGCAGCACACAGGGCUGGGAUCCCUGUUUUCGUCACAGGAGGCAUCGGAGGAGUUCACAGAGACGGACAGAACAGUCUGGACGUCAGUGCAGAUCUAACGGAGCUUGGCAGAACUCCCGUCGCUGUCGUCUCUGCCGGAGUCAAGUCUAUCCUGGACAUCGGCCGCACCCUGGAGUUCCUCGAGACACAGGGUGUGUGUGUUGCAACUUACGGUGAAUCUAAAGAUUUCCCAGCAUUCUUCACUCCAAACAGUGGAUUCUCCUCUGCGUGUAACGUCCGCAGUGCUAGCGAGGCUGCAGAACUCAUUGCAAGCACUUUGUCUCUGGGUCUUCAAAGUGGCCUCCUGAUAGCAGUGCCCAUCCCAGAGGAGCAUGCAGCCGCUGGCCAGCAGAUACAGGAGGCCAUACAAACUGCAUUGACAGCAGUCGGCUCUGAAGGUGUUACAGGCAGAGACGUAACACCUUUUGUUCUUCAAAAGGUCAACGAGUUGACUCAAGGAAAGUCCCUCCAGGCCAACAUUGCUCUCAUUCACAACAAUGCUAAAGUCGGCAGUCAGAUAGCCUGCGCAUUGUCAAAGCAGAUGAGUGAAAAAAGAUCAAAAAGUCUAGCUCAGCAUCCUGGAAAACCCCCAAAUGACUCAGAAGUUGUUGUCAUAGGAGGAAUAAAUGUUGAUUUUAUUGCCAAAGGGAAAACAAAAACACUUCAUUUUGGACAGACUAACCCAGGAAGUGUCUGCCAGUCGUUUGGGGGCGUGGGACGGAACAUCGCUGACUCGCUGAGUAGGUUAGAAAAGACGCCGCUGUUCAUCUCCGCCACCGGAGCGGAUGCAAACAGCGAUGCAGUUUUUAACCACUGUAAACAUAUGAACACAAGUGGUGUGGCCAGACUGGAGAAGCAGAACACAGCAACGUACUGCGCUGUUAUCAACGACAAUGGGGAACUGAGUCUUGGUUUGGGAGACAUGGAUAUUCAUCAGCAAAUUACAGAACGCUAUGUUUCACAGUUUGAAAAACAGAUUUCAUCCGCCACACUUGUGUGCCUUGAUGGAAACAUCCCCGUCUCCACCAUCAAUUAUGUCUGUUCUCUUGCUGGGAAGCACAACUUAAACAUUUGGUAUGAACCAACAGAUGUAGAAAAGGCUUGUAAGCCUUUCCUCUCAGACGCUUGGAAGUCUUUGUCCUAUUCGUCUCCAAACCUGGCAGAGUUGUGCAUGAUGAACAAAACUCUGGGUCUCACGGUUCCUGAAGAGCUGCCUGCCUCUCUUGAUGAGAUCCUGACGGUUGCCAUGGCUCUCUCACGCCCUCUUCUGGAGAGUCUCCACUGUCUGGUGGUGACUGUUGGGCCUGAUGGUGUGCUGCUGUGUGGCCAGCACGAAGCAGGCUCAGUUGACCUGCAGCCGAGGAAACAAAAAAGAAAGCGGCAGCUUUGUGCGCUACACUACCCAGCAUUGACCGUGACUCCAGAGGAGACGAUGAAUGUGUCUGGAGCAGGAGACAGUUUUGCAGGUGCCUUAAUGGCAGGGAUUCUUCAGAAAAAAGACACGGACAGCUGUGUUCGGAUGGGCCUCCUGGCUGCGAGGAUUUCCCUGUCAUCGCCACAUCCCAUCUCACCAACACUCAGCUUAGACUCUGUGGAUCCCAGCAAAGUCCAGGCACCAAAAUGGCCCACGCCGGGCUUUGUUUGGCUCGACUGAGAUUUAAAUUCCAGAGUUUUCGUUGUGUUAUUUUUUUUAUGUCUCACAAUUAUUAUUCAAGGAACUGUUAUAACUUUUGACCAGAGAACCUGUUUUCUCAAAGCUUUUACCUUUUUAUUAUUCCAUAAUAAAAUACUUGAAGGUAUUUUAA